UAGACCUGAAUUCCGCAUUUGCAUGAUCUGCGUGCUUGGCCCAUUCUCCCGCAUUCCUCGGCUCGGAACUAAUCGCCUCCUCUCUACCACCACGACGCGGUCCCACAGGAACGUGUAAAAGUACUUCAUCUGUGUAUCCUGAUCCCGGGCCGUCAGAUCAGGCUAGGCUGAAGCGUUCCAAAUUCUGGUCCGGACACCUCGUCACGAGCUAAGUUUUUACCGUAAUCUCGAGGCCAUGCGGCUUGAUUGAUCUACGCCGUCGAUCACGAUGAUCGGGAGAUCUAACCAGCCAAGGUGGUCCACGGCCCUUGGCCCAGUAGGCGAUCCUCCAUUGGUAGCAGUACCAGGGUCUGUGCUUCGCAUGUAGCUUACGAUUACCGGCUUCUUUUAGUAGAGUACUCGGCCCGCAUUCAGCAGGUCAGCUGGGGAGCGUUACUUUCGCGGCUGACCGAUUUGUUCUAACCUCUGACCUAUUCCCCGUCGUGAGUGCCGGCCAUGGCGGCUGGUCCGUUAACUCCAACCGCUAGCGGCUCCCAAUCCCAACUCCCCAACGGCACCGCUGCAUCCGCCACCACCCCGACUUCCGCGUCCGCAUCCGCCGCCGCGUCUGCCGCUGCGCCGUCGCUCGCGGAGAUCCGGUCGCUGACGGACAUCGGCGCCAUGACGCGGCUGCUGCACGAGACGGUGGCGAGGGAGCGUGACAUCGACAACGAGCUCGCCGCGCUUCUCGCCGCGAGAGGCGGGCUGGAGCGGCGCCUUCUAGGCCUGCAUAAAGCGGCAGCCGACGUCCUUGAAUUAGUCCGUACAGACGCUGACGCCGUUCUCGCGUCGGUGUCGGGAACCAGCCAGCUCGCCUCACGGGUCAGCGGGAGCGUCCGGGAGCGCGACGCGGCGCAGUCCCGCGUCGCGAUCACCAUAGCGCGGAUCGACGCGAUCGUGGACCGCAGCAACUGCAUCACCGGCGCGCGGAACGCGCUCGAGGCGUCGGACUACGAGGCGGCGGCGCGGUUCAUAGAGACCUUUCUGCAGCUUGACGAGGAGUUACUCCAUCCCACCACGCCGCGCUCGCCGAUCGCCGCGGCGGAUGCGGCGGCGGCGGCGGCGGCGCUGCUCGGGCAGGCCCCUCCGCAAGCGGCGGCGGCGGUUUCGCCGCAUGCGAUGGAUUCGCAGGCGGCGGAGACGGCGCGGGAGCAGCGGAGACAGCUCGUGGAGUCAAAGGUCAAGCUCGAAGGGGUUAUCCGCAAGCGCUUCGCGGCGGCGGCGGACGAAAUGGACCAGGCGGGGGUGGAGCGUUUCGUGCGCCUGUUCCCCCCGCUCGGGCUGCAGGCGGAAGGCUUGCGCGCGCUCGUGGGGUACCUCCGCAAGGUCGUGGCGGUGCGCGCGCGCGAGCAAUUCGCGGCGCUGCUUUCGUCCCUAGAUGUUGUCGCCAGCAACGCCGGCGGCGGCGGCGCAGCGGCCGCUAUGCUUGCCGUCUCCCAGCAGGCGGAUUUCGCGGAGGCGCUGACGGCGCUGCUCCGUGACGUGGCGCUCGCUGUAGAGAGCAACGAGGAGCUCCUUAAAGCGGUCGCCGGCGAGGACGGCGUGGUGGCGGCGAUUAAAGAGCUGCAAGCGGAGUGCGACGCGCGAUCCGCCGCCAUUCUCCGCAAGUACGUCGAGCACCGCCGCCUGCCCCGCCUCGCGAAAGAAGCAGCGGCGGCCGCCGCCGCGGCAGGGUACACACUCGGCAGCACGGGCGGCGGCGGGCACGGAACGGGAUUCAGGGCAGCGGCAGCGAUGGGUGCGUCGGACGGGUCAGUGGUAGGGCCGAACCCGCAAGAGGUGGAGGCGUGUCUAGAAGAGGCGCUGCUGCUGUCCCAGCGCAGCCACGAGUACGCGCGGUUCAUCGCCGCGAAGCUCAGAGACGCGGAAGCCGCCGGCGCAGGCGUCUCCCCGCGCACCCUCACCACCUUCGCUAGCUUCGCCGCGCCCAGCGGAACCGGCGGAGGUGGCGGCGGAGGCGGGGGGAGUGGUGUGGGCGGCGGCGCGUUCGGGAAGAUCCUAGUAGACGUGAUGGGGUUCUAUGUGACUUUAGAGGAGUAUUUUAUGGUGGAGAACGUUGGAAAGGCGGUUAGGAUAGACGAGCCCGUUCCCGACUCGUUCACCUCCUCUAUGGUCGACGACGUGUUCUUUAUUCUCCAGAACGGCACGCGCCGCGCCGUCGCCACGUCGUUCCUCCCCGCCGCCGCCGCCGUGCUAGCCGCCACUGCCGCCGUCCUUCGCGCGGACCUCCGCGACGCGCUGCAGAGGAGAUUAAGAGAGCCCAACCUCGCGGCGCGGCUGCUGGCCUCUGUGGCGGCAAGCGCGGCGGCAGGCGCGGGCGGGGUGGCGGGAGUGGCGGGAGGAGUCGGUGGGGGGGCGGGCGGGGUGGGUGGCGGCGGGGGAGGGGGAGGCGCGGGGGGGAUGGGCGGAGGAGGUGGCGGGUCGGAAGCUACGCUGGCGCUGGCGCUGAACAAUGCGGAUGUGAGCGCGGAGUAUGCGAUGAAGCUGAAGCAGGAGGCGGAGGAGUACAGCCUCGAGGUGUUCCCCACGCCAGCGGACAGGGAGCGGUUGAAGCCCAUUCUUGCCGACCUAGGCGAGACCAGCGCUGUCUUCCGCCAGGUGGCGGCCACGGGCCUGGAGCAGCUUGCCAAUGGCAUCGCCCCACGCCUGCGCCCUGUCCUCGACCUCCUCGCCUCCUCCAUCUCCUAUGAGCUUUCCGAGGCGGAGUACGAGGAGAGGGAAGCCACUGACCCCUGGGUGCAGCGCUUGCUGCUCGCGCUCGAGGCGUGCCUCGCCCCACUGCAGCCGCUGCUGACAGCCGCCAAUCAUGACGGGCUGGUGGGGCUCGUCACGGACAUGGUAGCACGGCGGGUCGAGGCGGCGGUGGCACAGAAGCGGUUCAACCAGCUGGGGGGGCUGCAGCUGGACAGAGAGGUGAGAACCCUCGUGGGGCACCUGUCGGCGUUGACAUCGCGGUCCGUGCGGGAUAAGUUUGCAAGGCUCACGCAGAUCGCGACGGUGCUGAAUCUUGAGAAGGUGGCGGAGAUCUUGGAUUAUUGGGGGGAUAAUGCAGGGCCCAUGACGUGGCGGCUGAGUCCCGCGGAGGUGAAGAGGGUGCUUGGGCAGAGAGUGGACUUCCGGCCCGAGGCCAUCGCCAACCUGCAGCUGUAGCCGCCAGCUGUAGACGUCGGCAUGGUGAUUUCCUUAGGCGCCUCACAAGCAGAGUGUGGACUUGAGGCCAGACGCCAUCGCCAACCUGCAGCUGCAGCAGCCAGUGGGGCAAGGGUGAUGCGGGUGGCGGUCAGGUGUAGUGGGCAGAUGUGGCACAUCUAGGGGCUGGUUGAUGCAGGAGCGGGCGAUGGUGCAUGUAUGGAUGACUGACCUCUGGAAUGCGGCUGGGGGGGGGUUCGGGGUGGUGGUUGGAAUGGGCUGGGGGUGACUCUACCCCAGAACAUGCGAGCUGCGGAGCACAAUGCUCGGGCGGGACAGGUAUUAUGAGAUCAAGAGGGGGGAUGGGUAUUGGACUUGGUUGAAUCGAAUGGCAGUCGAGGUUGAGGUGGUUGGCAGUGCAGUGCAGACAAAUACCGUUGGAAUUUCAAUGGAUGCAGAGCUUGGUAUGCUGCGUACUGUCCCCCUCGAGUCGAGAUGCCACCACAAUGCAUGUCAACUGCGUGUUUGGGUGAGAAUGUACCCACUGCAGAGGAUAUAUGUCAACGAAACUGCACUUCUGGCGUGCAUUGCGGCAUGUGAAUUGUGCGCUGUACACUCAGCAUUGUUGCAUGAC
This is a messenger RNA of Closterium sp. NIES-67, 3802 nucleotides long. The record is from the annotation of a GenBank genome assembly. Lineage: Eukaryota; Viridiplantae; Streptophyta; Zygnematophyceae; Desmidiales; Closteriaceae.